Molecule: messenger RNA, 864 nt
Organism: Gossypium raimondii (Peruvian cotton)
Lineage: Eukaryota; Viridiplantae; Streptophyta; Magnoliopsida; Malvales; Malvaceae
Product: cytochrome b5
Exons: 3
Coding region: 214-621 (135 amino acids)
Cellular component (GO): membrane; endoplasmic reticulum
Molecular function (GO): heme binding
Source: RefSeq, a predicted model, not a curated record
UCAGCUCCUCCUCACCGACCCCACGGCCAAUCAAAUUAUUUUGGAUUGACCUCACCACCCAAUUAAACUCUCUCACUCAGUUUAUCUUAGCUUCGCUUUGUUUUUGUAGUUUCCUGUAUUAUUCAACAAAACACAACGCCACUAGAGUUUAGUUUGAUCAGCAACCCUCUGCUCUUCUUCUUCCUUAAACAAGCAAAACAAAAAAAAAUAAUUAUGGGUGGAGAAGGAAAGGUCUAUACUUUGGCUGAGGUUUCUCAACACAACAAUGCCAAAGACUGUUGGCUUAUCAUUGAGGGCAAGGUAUAUGAUGUGACUAAAUUCUUGGAGGAUCAUCCUGGUGGUGAUGAGGUCCUGUUGUCUGCAACAGGGAAAGAUGCAAGUGAUGAUUUUGAGGAUGUUGGUCAUAGUAGCAGUGCUCGGGCAAUGAUGGAUGAGUUUUACGUGGGUGACGUCGAUACAUCAACUAUCCCAACUAAGACCAAGUACACCCCUCCCAAGCAGCCUCACUAUGAGCAGGACAAGACCUCGGACUUUGUUAUAAAGCUUCUCCAAUUCCUCGUUCCCCUGCUGAUCUUGGGAUUGGCCUUCGGAGUCCGCUUCUAUACCAAAUCACCUGCUUAAGCAUCAAGACCACAACCCAGAAUGGAAAAACUUCUCAAUAUUAUUAUUAUGUUAGUUUAAACGUUUGUUUGGAACUGUUACAUAUUGAGGGAUGGUUCGAAAUACUAUAUUUACUCGUUCUGUUUAUUGACCAGUUCCCGGUGCCCCAUUUUCAAUGUAAUAUCGUCCUCUAUGGCAUGUACCCAGUAAAACUACCCUUUCUUUCUGGUUUGGUAAUCUUCAAAAUCUGUCUCUUUAAAAGCA